CUUGAAGUAGACAUGUGUAAAAUGCAAGUUGCUCCCAAGCUGUGGACCAUCCAUCGAAAUGGAGAAGUCCUUCUGAGGCUGUCAAAACACGGACCAGGCUGUGAUGCCCCAAUGACCAUCCCUGAAUUUUUUCAAGAGUCAGUCAAGCGAUUUGGGACUUAUCCAGCCCUUGCAUCAAAGAAUGGCAAAACAUGGGAAAUUAUGAAUUUCAGUCAAUACUAUGAGGCUUGUCGGAAGGCUGCAAGAGCUUUGAUCAAGCUGGGCUUGGAGCGUUUCCAUGGAGUUGGUAUCCUGGGGUUUAACUCUGUCGAGUGGUUUGUUGCUGCUCUCGGCACCAUCUUAGCAGGGGGCCUUUGUGUUGGUAUUUAUGCCACCAACUCUGCCAAGGCUUGUCAAUACGUCAUCACUAAUGCCAAGGUGAACAUCUUGCUGGUUGAAAAUGACCAACAGUUGCAGAAAAUCCUUUCGAUUCCACAGAAAAACCUGGAGACACUUAAAGCAAUCAUCCAGUACAAGUGGCCGAUGAAGGAGAGCAAGAACAACCUGUACUCUUGGGAAGAUUUCAUGGAACUUGGCAAUAGCAUUCCCAACACCGAGCUGGAGCAGAUCAUUGAGAGCCAGAAAGCUAAUCAGUGUGCUGUACUUAUCUACACUUCAGGGACCAAAGGCACCCCCAAGGCGGUGAUGCUCAGUCACGACAACAUCACGUGGACGGCUGGGGCAUUGAUGAAGGACUUUGGACUGAGUCACACCGUGAAAAAGCAGGAGGUGUUUGUCAGCUACCUGCCCCUCAGCCACAUUGUAGCACAGAUGAUGGACAUCUGGAUACCCCUAAAGAUCGGGGCUGUCACGUACUUUGCUCAACCAGAUGCUCUCAGGGGCACCUUGAUAACCACUUUGCAGGAGAUAAAGCCUACCGCCUUCCUAGGGUUGCCCCGAAUUUGGGAGAAGAUGCAUGAGAUGAUACAGGAAAAUAAUGCCAAGUUCUCAAGCUUGAAGAAGAAGGCGUUUUCAUGGGCAAGAGAUGUUGGCUUAAAGGUCAACACAAGAAGAAUGUUGGGGAAAGAUGAUACUACCAUGAGCUACUGCAUGGCGAAGUCCCUCGUGUUCAGCAAAGUCAAGAGCUCCCUCGGCUUGGAUCACUGCCACUAUUUCUUCAGCGGGGCCGCGUCCCUCCCCCAGGAGACCGCUGAGUUCUUUUUGAGCUUGAACAUACCUAUAGGCGAGCUAUAUGGGAUGACCGAGAGCACGGGACCUCACACAAUAUCCAACCCGAAUAACUACAAGAUUCUAAGCUGCGGCAGGGUCUUGAGCGGGUGUAAGAACAUGCUGUUCCAGAAGAACACGGAUGAGAUUGGGGAGGUCUGCAUCUGGGGCAGGCAUGUCUUCAUGGGCUACUUGGAGAGAGAGGAAGAAACAAUGGAGAUCAUCGAUGAGGAAGGCUGGCUACACUCUGGGGACCUGGGUCGCAUGGAUGACCAGGGUUUCCUCUACAUCACUGGCCGCAUCAAAGAAAUCCUCAUCACUGCUGGUGGUGAAAACGUGUCCCCCAUUCCCAUCGAGACCCUGGUGAAGAAGAAGAUUCCCAUCAUCAGCAACGCCGUGCUGGUGGGAGAUCAAGUCAAGUUUCUGAGCAUGUUGCUGACGCUGAAGUGCGAGAUGGAUGUGAUAAGCAGAGAACCUCUGGACAAGCUGAGCUUCGAGGCCAUCAACUUCUGCCGGGGCCUGGGCAGCCAGGCGUCCACCGUGUCUGAGAUCGUGAAGACGCGAGACCCCCUGGUCUACACGGCCAUCCAGCAAGGUAUAGAUGCUGUGAACGAGGUAGCCACCUCCAAAACGCAGAAGAUUUACAAGUGGGCCAUCUUGGAGAAGGACUUUUCCAUCCUAGGUGGAGAGCUAGGUCCAACAGCAAAAAUUAAGAGAAAUUUCAUAAUCCAGAAAUACAAAGAACAAAUCGAUAGCUUCUACAACUGA
Cynocephalus volans (Philippine flying lemur) is the source of this 1974-nucleotide messenger RNA. RefSeq names its product long-chain-fatty-acid--CoA ligase ACSBG2-like. NCBI's taxonomy places the organism in Eukaryota, Metazoa, Chordata, Mammalia, Dermoptera, Cynocephalidae. Gene Ontology annotation, molecular function: long-chain fatty acid-CoA ligase activity. Gene Ontology annotation, cellular component: endoplasmic reticulum; membrane. The transcript is spliced from 13 exons. Bases 13 to 1974 code for a protein of 653 amino acids. The record is from RefSeq and is a predicted model, not a curated record.